UUUGCAGCGGCAGAAACUGAGUGGUACCAACACACUACUUUCCCUCUAUAAAUAGGAGCCUCGUGUUCUAGGAUUUCCAUCAAUCCAACAUAGCCAUUUCUCAUUCUUCUGGAGAAAUUAAAGCCAAGAAGCCAACCAUGGCACCCAGCAAGAGUAUUAAGAGUGUGGUCAUUUGUGUUCUCAUACUGGGUUUAGUUCUGGAGCAGGUCCAGGUGGAGGGAAAAAGUUGCUGCAAGGACACGUUAGCUAGAAACUGCUACAACACUUGCCGUUUCGCGGGUGGUUCCCGUCCAGUCUGCGCAGGUGCUUGUCGUUGUAAAAUCAUAAGUGGUCCAAAAUGCCCUAGUGACUAUCCUAAACUGAAUCUUCUCCCUGAAUCCGGUGAACCAGAUGUCACUCAGUACUGCACCAUUGGAUGCAGGAAUUCUGUCUGUGACAACAUGGACAAUGUUUUCCGUGGCCAAGAGAUGAAAUUCGACAUGGGACUCUGCAGCAACGCAUGUGCCCGUUUCUGUAAUGAUGGUGCAGUCAUUCAGUCUGUUGAAGCCUAAUCAUGCCUUCUUGUGCAUGAUUUCUAUGGCCAAGGUCGUAUUGUCAUUUUGUCUUGAAUAAUCUUGAUACCAUCAGCUGUAUGGAAGCCAAUGUAUCAUCUUACUUAUGUAUUUGUCUUUUUCCCUUGUUCCAAUAAGAGUCGCCACGAUGAAUCUAUUUGUACCCUUGGCUUAAUAUAAAAGUUCCAUGGAUAUAUUAUGUGAUACACUACAAUUUUCAAA
This is a messenger RNA of Hordeum vulgare subsp. vulgare (domesticated barley), 773 nucleotides long. RefSeq names its product leaf-specific thionin DB4. Lineage: Eukaryota; Viridiplantae; Streptophyta; Magnoliopsida; Poales; Poaceae. The transcript has 3 exons. The record is from RefSeq and is a predicted model, not a curated record. The coding region runs from base 138 to 551 and encodes 137 amino acids. Gene Ontology annotation, biological process: defense response.